Messenger RNA from Alternaria atra, 465 nucleotides. RefSeq lists its product as uncharacterized. The coding region runs from base 1 to 465 and encodes 154 amino acids. The transcript is spliced from 2 exons. The record is from RefSeq and is a predicted model, not a curated record. Lineage: Eukaryota; Fungi; Ascomycota; Dothideomycetes; Pleosporales; Pleosporaceae.
AUGCGGCGAAUAGGUUUCGUGGCUGCGGCAAGCUUCUACCACUCCACAUUCCUCCCGUAUUCUCGCCCUUUCUUCGCGAAUUACCCGAACGAUACAAUCACUAGCUAUCGAUCCGAAUAUCAGGAAGGAAUUCUAGACCCGAAGAGAGUCGUCCUGGUAGCUCUCGACGACCCCAAAGACAAUAAACCCGAUUCCGUGUAUGAUGCGCUCAAAAAGAUAUACCCUCAGAAGCCAACGGGUACUGAUGAUGACGACGGCAAGGUCAUUGUUGGAAUCGUGAGCAUGUCCUUGGAAUUCGACCCCAAGCCUCAUGGGCAAUUCCAGCCUGAAGGUGAAGAUCCACCGGAACCACAUGCUGACCCUGAAGGCCGCAAAAGAGAUGCAUUUCCCGAUGCUCUGAAGCUCGUUGACAAGGCUUUGAAAGAUCCCGAGGAGAAGCACGUUCUCCAUUCUUUGGAGUGUUAG